Nelumbo nucifera (sacred lotus) is the source of this 1751-nucleotide messenger RNA. Its product is annotated as Ubiquitin-like superfamily protein. Lineage: Eukaryota; Viridiplantae; Streptophyta; Magnoliopsida; Proteales; Nelumbonaceae. Gene Ontology annotation, cellular component: nucleus. The record is from RefSeq and is a predicted model, not a curated record.
CUCGACCUUUUGGAGGCUUGGACGGGUUAGGUUCUUAGAUCUGGUCUAUUCCCCCCCUCGCAUAACACUAAUACUCGGUUAUCUAUUCCUUUCUUUCUUUCAUUGUUACCAUCGUUAAUAUUUGAUAGUCGAUACGAUUCACAGGGAUUAGGGAAAGAGAGCUCCUUCAUCAAUGGCGGUCUUUCACCUAUUCGUCAGGCUUCUUGAUGGCAGAUCUUGCUAUCUAGAAUUUCCUUCCCCAACCAUCUCAGGCGAUAUCAUUAAGACGCAUCUCCACAAGGUUACCAACAUCCCUCCACAACACCAACGAUUAUGCUCCGGCGUUCGAAACAUCAGCGAAGAUACCUUACUUACAGCCUCUCUCGAUGGAAAUUUCCCUACUAUUCAUCUCCUUCUUCGUCUUCUCGGUGGCAAAGGAGGGUUCGGUUCCCUCCUUCGAGGCGCUGCCACUAAAGCCGGCCAGAAGAAGACCAACAACUUCGAUGCCUGCAGGGAUAUGAGUGGCCGGAGGCUUCGUCACGUUAAUGCCGAGAAGAAGUUAGAGGAGUGGAAAGCUGAGGUUGAGGAGCGCAAACUCGAGAAGAUCGCCGAGGAUUUCCUCAAGAAGAAGGCAAAGGCAGUGAAGAAAUCGGGUUCGGGGGAUUCGGAGAAGUAUAUCGAGAAAUACAGGGAAGAUUCGGCCAAAUGUAUGGAAGAGAUCGAAGCAUCUGUAAGGGAAUCCUUCCGUCUUUACGAAAAUUCAAAGCGAAAGGACUUGCUCGCAACGGAGUCGGCAUCGAAACGGUUGAAGAUAUGGACGGGAAAGAGAAAUGUGGAUGAAAGCGAUAGCGAUGACGAAGAGGACGAGGAUGAGAUUGAAAGCGAGGAAGAAGAGAAAUCUGUUGUUCUGGAUGAUGGGUGUCAUGAAAGGCAAAAUAAAGAUGGUGAGGGAAGUUCAGGAUCGGUUUCUGAUGGGCAGUCCUCUGGCGGGACCUCUCCACGGAGCAAUUUGGAUGAAGAAAAUGAUGUUGCAAAGAAAGAAGGGUUUGACUUGGGCGAAAGUUCGGCAGGUGUUGUUCAUUCCGAACCAAAUGAUUUUAUUCAACCUGAAUUGGGUGUGCGUGAAGAUAAGGUCGUUAAGAGCAUUGAUGCCCUUGCUGAAGACGGCGGUUCUCUUGAACCUACACUUGUUAGUCGGGAAGAAAUGCUCAAUACCAACCCCUCUCAUUCAGGAGUUACUGAAGAUUCUGAAAAAGCACCCAACGUCACCGACUCAAAUGAUUUUGUUGAGCCAAAGCAUGAAGUUCAUGAAACAGGGGAAACCACUGAGUUGGAGAAGCCACUGAAUUUUGACAACUAUCAGUCAGCAGCAGAGAUGGAGGUUCUUGGCAUGGAAAGGUUAAAAACAGAAUUGCAGACACGUGGACUGAAAUGCGGGGGCACCUUACAGGAGCGUGCAGCUAGGCUUUUCCUACUCAAAACAACACCUCUUGAAAUGCUUCCCAAGAAAUUGCUUGCUAAAAAGUGACCUUAUUCAGUAUGCUUUUUCUGACUUGUUUCUUAUGUAGAGGAACAUGUUUCCUUCUAACCAAAUUAUGAGAUCUAAGUAAAGCAUGCAUGUGUAUUUUUGAAGUCUUCAGAAAAUCAUGGAUAAGGUCAUGUAAUAUGUUACAAGUCAUGUUAUCUACAUGCUUGAAAAUGAAUGGACUAUGGAGCAUUAGUUUGUUGUUGGCUUGCAUAAAUCAAUUCAGUCAUGAAAUUAGUUUUAAACA